GCAGUCUGCCAGUGACUGUCAUUGUCAGUAAAAAAAUGUAUUUGUUUAUUUAUUUAUUGUAAGAUUAAUAUAAAUUUAAUGAAAUGGAUAAGAUCGGAAUUAAAAAUGAAUUCUUUCCACAAUACGGGACGAUAUCUUAUUGCCACGCAUGUUUAAGCUCAGACAGAAUUCUUUCAACUGUGACUGAAUAUGUCGAUAUCAUCGAUAUCUUUUACAAAAUCCUGGAUAAUCAGAAUAUGAUGCUUCCUAAUGAACUAUACUUAUGCUGGGAAUGUAUAGGAAUGCUAAAGAAAAUAAGGAUGUUCAAAAAGAAGAUUGUAGAAGCCCAGAAGAUACUUCAAUUAUAUUAUACUAAUAAACAGGACCCCUUUCCCCAAUCUCUUUCAAAUCUUGCCCCUCAUAGCACCGACCACCAAAUAUGUUUCACAUAUGAAGAGAAGGAAAUAAAAGUUAUCAAAGAAGAGAUUGACACUUAUGAUGAAUUCGACCACUUUGACAAUGUUAAAGAUGAACCGGAACUCAAUGAGCCAAAUGUUCCAAAUGUUACGGUAUUGGACAAUGUUACGGAAACCGUUACGGAAACAAACGAAUGGAAGGAAUUUAACAUGAAGAGAAUAAUGAAUAGGAAAGCGAAGUAUCGGUUUUUGAAUGCGAAACUGAGGAAACAUAGAAAGUUAUUAGUCAGGAGGAUACCAAUAGAGCUUGGGGCUGUUUUGAAUGGGUUGGAGGAGGAGAGGGGUAGAGAUUCUUUUUUAAAAGAGGAGUAUAAAUGUGUAAGUUGUGUGGCAAUGUGGCAUGAUGAAGAUGGGUUGGUUAAACAUCGGAGGAAGUAUCAUGAUGAGGCGAUUGGACCAUACCAAUGCAAAAUAUGCAAGAUCCGCUGUCCAUCGCGGGACAAGCUUCAAGCGCACCAGACGAAGCACUAUUACCGGAGGGAAUGCAAGGUAUGCCGGCUGCAGUGUAGCUCGCAGCCCGGCAUGGACCGACACCUCGAGCUGCAUGACCGGAUGGUGCGGUGUUUAGCCUGCGAGCUGUGUUUCAAGGAAUGCAAGCACUAUUGCCGGAGGGAAUGCAAGGUGUGCCGGCUGCAGUGUUGCUCGCAGCCCGGCAUGGACCGACACCUCGAGCUGCAUGACCGGAUGGUGCAGUGUUUAGCCUGCGAGCUGUGUUUCAAGAAUGUGCGGUUAUUCUACAACCAUUACAAAGAGUUACACGCGAAGUUCGUGUGCGAUGUUUGCGGAAAAAGAUGCAAGUCGCGCGCCAUCAUUGAGAAACAUCUUAGGUACCACUUCGGCUACGAAUGCCCGUACUGCAAGAAGAAGCUAAAGAACUCCACGUCAUACAAGAACCAUGUCGAAACGCAGCACACAUCUUCCGUCUCGGACAGCUCGUACUGCGUGCAGUGCGACAGGAGAUUCACGAGCGACCGCAUGUACAAGCGGCACCUGCAGAGCAGUGCAGCGCACGCGGCAGAGCGGGACAACACUAGGGCCAAGCGAAAGUACCCCUGCCCAGAGUGUAACAACGUGUAUUCACGGCGCACGUACAUGAACAACCACUACCGACAUGUGCACGCCAAGCAGAGCAAGUACUACUGCGAGGACUGCGACCGGCAUUUCCUGAAUCGCACUCGGUACCUGGACCACAGGCGGUUCCAGCACGAGGGCGCGAAGAGAGACAAGGACAAACUGUGCAAUAUAUGCGGCCGGGGGUUUGCGGCAAACAGGACGCUAGUGAACCACAUCCGGACGCACUCCGGCGAGCGUCCGUUCUCUUGCGAGUACUGCGGCGCCAAGUUCACACAGAAACAUGCCAUGCUGUCACACGUCAAGUAUAUACACCUGAAGAGCAAGCGGAAAGCUAGCUGGCACGAGUAGACACGCGUACCCGGGUACCCGUGUUGACAGAGCUACUACUAGUAAUCACGGCCCAGGUACGACGCGCCAUGCUGCCACACGUCAAGUAUAUACAUCUGAAGAGCAAGCGGAAAGCUAGCUGGCACGAGUAGACACGCGUACCCGGGUACCCGUGUCCGGCAGAGGGUUGCUAGUAAUC
This is a messenger RNA of Cydia fagiglandana, 2055 nucleotides long. RefSeq names its product zinc finger protein Xfin-like. The transcript is spliced from 11 exons. Lineage: Eukaryota; Metazoa; Arthropoda; Insecta; Lepidoptera; Tortricidae. The coding region runs from base 84 to 1877 and encodes 597 amino acids. The record is from RefSeq and is a predicted model, not a curated record. Gene Ontology annotation, molecular function: DNA-binding transcription activator activity, RNA polymerase II-specific; RNA polymerase II cis-regulatory region sequence-specific DNA binding; zinc ion binding. Gene Ontology annotation, cellular component: nucleus. Gene Ontology annotation, biological process: regulation of transcription by RNA polymerase II.